AUGGCACAAACAACGACCAACCUCAUUGAUCUUAAGCCGUGUCGAUUUGACUGGAAAGUGGUGGUUCGGGUCAUGCGACUGUGGAAAGUUCCUAGCAAAAACAAUCCAAAUGAAAUGAUCAGUAUCGAUAUGGGUGACAAGAUCCAUGCUUCUAUAAAAUGUAAUCCCUUGAAAAAGUUUGAACUUAUUGUGAAUGAAGGCAGGAAUAGUAUUUCCAAUGCUUUCCACAGCAGUAAGUUACUAAUAAAUGAAAAUUUAGAGGAACAUAGAGAGUACAGAGAAAAUCGCAACAAACUUAGAUGUGCUCUAUCGGACAAAUAUGCUGAGGAACUGUCCACACAUUUGAUCAAUGACAUAUCGGAUAGCCCUAUCAUUAUUAUUUUGCAAUUAUGCAUGGUAAAAAGUUUCAAUGGCAGAAAUAGUAUUUCCAAUGUUUUCCACAGCAGUAAGUUACUAAUAAAUGAAAAUUUAGAGGAACAUAGAGAGUACAGAGAAAAAUUGAUGAUGCAAGCUGGAACAUUUUCUCAAUCAAUUAGUCAACUAUCAACUCAGCGGUUCAUUGGAAUUUCUGAUGAUUUACUUCAGACAGAACAUAUGACAAUCAGUGAUUUAAUGGAUUACACAAGUAUAUAA
Messenger RNA from Erythranthe guttata (spotted monkey flower), 633 nucleotides. The record is from RefSeq and is a predicted model, not a curated record. NCBI's taxonomy places the organism in Eukaryota, Viridiplantae, Streptophyta, Magnoliopsida, Lamiales, Phrymaceae.